Molecule: messenger RNA, 3011 nt
Organism: Chlamydomonas reinhardtii
Lineage: Eukaryota; Viridiplantae; Chlorophyta; Chlorophyceae; Chlamydomonadales; Chlamydomonadaceae
Exons: 9
Coding region: 227-1729 (500 amino acids)
Source: RefSeq, a predicted model, not a curated record
GUUACAGUCAAGCGUAAUAAGCGAAACACAGCAAAGGGCAUUCUGUUUACAAGGAAAACCGGGGUAUUCAAUCAGUUUACAGCUUGUUGAACGCGACUUCGCAACGCAGUGCCCGGCGUCUUCAAUUCUGUUACCCAGCCGCACGGCUGCGACGAACACAGCACCUGCCCCGUCCUGCAAAGCCACCGGCAUCAACUUCUCUGGGCAACAAUUAAGUUGAACAAGGAUGUCGACGGAGCCAGGCGGUGGAGUGGCGACUCUGGCGCCGCUGCGUACCUCCCUGGCGGGCGGCUCCCCGGCGCCCCCACCACUGCGCACCAGCAUGUCUGGCGCGGCGCCUAGCAGCGGCGGCGGCGCUGCACCCAGCACACACAACAGCGGCAGCAAGCCCCGCGUUUCAAACACAGGCGCUGGUGGCAACCCCCGCAUGAGCUCCCCUGGCAUGCUGGGGACUGUCGGGGCGCCUGCUCCAGUGCUUCCCAUCACGGCACCGCAGCACCUGCCUCCCAUGCGAGCCCUCUCGACCGCCGUCAGCAGCAACGCCAACAGCGGCAACAACAAUAACAACAGCAGUGAUUUGCCGCGGCUGACGACACGCAUGUCGGAAUCGGGCGGCAAGGACAUUGGCGGCAUGAAGCCGUCGCCGCCCAGCCUGAGACGUGCCGCGACCAUGGUGAGGUCUGUGGACAGUGGCCUGAGCUCGGCGGCGGGACCAGGGGGCGGGGGCGCGGCCAUCGGGGCCGGGCGCGGUGACGCCAUCAUCAAGGAGCGGCGGGCGCUGCAGCAGGACAAGACCGCACUGGUGCUGAACAAAAAGCGCCUAGAGGCUCUGCUGUUGAAGGCGGCGGAGGCCCUCCCGCCCAGUGCUGACGAGCCCAGCAGCAGCGGUGUCAGGGGCGGCGGCGGCGGCUCGCUGCGCACGCAGAUACAAAAGGCUCUGGAUGAGAGCGCGCAGCUGGACAAACACAUGUCGACGACACCCGGCGGCGGCAUGAUCCCUUUCGAAGCCGAGGCGGAGGCAAAGGUGAAGCAGCUGACGGCGCAGCUUGCCGACAUGAAGCUUGACCAUGAGGUGGCGUUGAGCCGCCUCGAGGGCGAGCUAAAAUACCGCAACACGCAGUCCUCGGCUGCCGCCAGCGGCCUGCAGAAGCAGCUGCAGGAAGCUGAUGAGGAGGUUAAGAAGCUGCGGCGGGCGAAUGACAUCGAGAUGGCGCGGUCGCGGGACCUCACCUCGCAGGUCCAGGAGCUGCAGCGGCAGCUGCGGGACGUGAGCACCAGCCUGUGUGACAAGACGGAGCAGGUCAAGGACAUGAAGGAGCUCAUGGGCAUGGACAAGAUCACCAUGAACACGGUGUUGGAGAUGCUGCGCGCGCAGCUCAAGGAGGCCAAGGCCGAGGCGGAGGCGGGUCAUGAGCGCGUGAAGGAGCUGGAGUACGCGCUGGUACACAGAGACACACUGCUGGCCGAGGCUCAGCAGAAGCUCCACGCGGCGGGGCUAGCGGGCGGAGCCGGAGGCAUCAGCGGCGGUGUGUAUGAGGAGCCGCGCGUGCAAUCGCCUCCGAUGGAUGGCAAGUCGGCAUGGAGCAAGUUGGCGCGAGCGGUGGCGGGCACGCGGACCAACCGCCUCGCCAGCGCCACAGGAGCAGGCGGCCGGACGGUGGAGACGGCUGGGGGUGUGACGCUAGUGGCGUCGAGCGUGGAGGCGCCAAAGGGCGUGCUCAGCGCGUAAGCUGUGGGUCAUUGGGGCACAUUGGGUCUUGGACGAGAAGGCCAGUGGGCAUUGAAGGGGCCAAAAGACGGGGCUGCAAUACGCCUGGCCGGGGAUGUUGUCAGGUUUGGGCAAAAGCAGCGGUUCGGUGGGGGCUUCGCAUCAAACCUGCAUGCUUGACACGCAAGUGAAUGAGUCUGCUUUAAGCAAACUACCGUACAGGCCAUUGACGUUGAUAUGGCGUCGGGUGUUUAGGGCGCCGGGGGAGUGGGGUGUUUCGUAUCAAGUUGUGUACCAGAAAUGAUCAGCAUGACUCCACGGCACUGGCGGAGGGCAAUGCAGUAAGUAACGCAUGGAUAGGACUUGGCAUGAUGAGCAUGUACUGAGCAGAGCAACGGAAAGGGCAUGGACUUGAAAGCAGGGGCGCUCAGAGCGUGGUGGUUGGGGAGUCGACGUGGGGAGCCAAGUACGGGGGGGGGGGGGGCAGUUAGGCAUUCUAUGUCUGAGUACGAGUGGUACAAUGAUGACAUGUGUGCGCAUUCGAGGUUGUGGCAGGAUGGAUGUAGUGCAAGCAAUGCCGAUGCAUGUAUGAGAUACUGGUCCUGCGCACGGGAGGUCCGGUACCAUGGAACUUGUGGGCAGAUGGUUUGGUGGCAACAAAGAAGCGCGGCAUGCUGCCCGCAAGACCUUGCCGCCAAGCUCGUAUAUAACAUAUCGUUCAUGUAUGCAUGGCAGGAUGAGAUUCAAGGCAUGACGGCUGAGAAUCGCCAGGGGGGCCCGCUUCUAGGGCAGGCCACACUGCACACCGUCCCUAGACUCCCUACACCAUGUUAAAAAUAUUGAACGUGUGCCGGCUGCAUCCUGCAGGGCUUGCAUCUUCGGGGAGCGGCAAGGAAUUGCCCCCAAUGUAGGCCCUGUAGGUUUCGCCGUUAGUGACUGGAUGGCUCACUAAUUGGAAGGCGCUGUGAGAGAGACCACGCUGGACCACGCAGGCAUCAGCAGUCGUGUCACGGGACGCGCUCAGACUCUCAGAGUAUGGCGUUGCUCUCUGUCAGUUCCAGAUGGGUUAGCUUAGAUGUAACGACGGUGCUGUGACGGUCGCAAGAGGAUGUUACCGAAGAUGCUUAAGAAUGAUGGUGUUGGGCCGAUUGGGUUGUCACAGGCCGGAGCAUUGGGGAGGGGUUGACCCGGGGUUGACACGACCCAGGUCAGCGCCGUUGGUCAGGUCGACUUCCACCUAUGCACUUCAGCAAGCCAACGAAUCAAGAAGCUAAGAUGCUGUACCUAUUCCUCACUUGGUAAA